AUGGAAUAUCAGUUCUCCGAUGACGAGAAACUGAAUGCUGCACAAAGCUUUAUGGAAGGUCAAGCUCAAGAAUGGUUUCACAAGAUCCAAUCGCGGUUUCCUUUCCAAAGCUGGGAACGAUUGAGGAAACUUUUGUUGCUUAGAUUUGCAAACGAUGAUGAUCCUGAGAAAAUACAUUUCCAUAUUGAGCGCAAACGAUUUUUGCAAGAAUUCAGGGAUUCGAUUAAGCAACAUGGAUCUAUUUCGCGGGAAACAGAAGCGAUUGAGGCAAGCGAAUCGAUCCAGGCAAGUGCAGGGAUUAAAUCGAAAUCUAUGGAGAAGCAUGUGAUUCCGGAGAAGCAGUGGACGGAAACGGAUUCAAUCUUGGAGGUUGAUGUUGUUCAUCGGGAGGUAUCGCUUAUGACCAGAGAAUUGAUGGAGGAGGAGGAAUUGCCAGAAGAAACAGAAACGAUUCCAGAAGCAAAGGACUCUUGUUCGUCCACAGAUUCAAAUAUGGAGUUUGCAUUUGUUCAUCAGCAGAUAGCGAUUCCAAUGCUUCAGGGGUUUGAUCAAAUGUUUCUGCGAGUUAGCACUAGAAGGACGAAGAAAAAGUUGACAAAGUCAUGGAAGUUCAAGUUUAAGAACAGGCCAUUGACUCAUCUCAUGCCACCAGUUGGACGUUAUACUCUCAUAGGAGGAAGAAGCAUAAAGAACAAAGCUGAGAAACGGGGUUCUUGGAACAUAAAUGAAGAGGUGUUAAGCUGUUACAAUAUGCAAAGCAACGAGAAGAACAAACUAGGUCCAGGCAAGAAGAGGAAAGUUUGCAAGUCUUGGCAUUUCAAAUACAAAAACAAGUUUGCAAAAUUCCAGAAGCAGAGAAAAGGUUACAAGACUUGGAUAUUCAAGUACAAGCUAAGACCAAAACUGAGGGCCUGGACAGAAAAGCAGCAGCUCAAUGUUUGGGAACAAAUUGACAACUCAAAAGCUUUAACAAAUUGGCUAUUUCAAGCCUUAUCUCUAGAGUUUACAUAUAGUCACUCUAGUUGGGAUUUUCAUUCAUCUUAUUUCGGGGUUCAGGAAAUCAACGCAGGAAAACAAACGAAAGUUCCAAGUAUGAUCCACGAGCUAAACUCGUCCCUCUACUACUUCUGCAAAGCUAAAAAUGCAAGGAGAUGCCUUAAUUAA
Molecule: messenger RNA, 1164 nt
Organism: Arabis nemorensis
Lineage: Eukaryota; Viridiplantae; Streptophyta; Magnoliopsida; Brassicales; Brassicaceae
Source: the annotation of a GenBank genome assembly